Molecule: messenger RNA, 1089 nt
Organism: Homalodisca vitripennis (glassy-winged sharpshooter)
Lineage: Eukaryota; Metazoa; Arthropoda; Insecta; Hemiptera; Cicadellidae
Product: LHFPL tetraspan subfamily member 1 protein-like
Exons: 7
Coding region: 4-1089 (361 amino acids)
Cellular component (GO): membrane
Source: RefSeq, a predicted model, not a curated record
CGGAUGGGCACACUGACAGGGCCAGGCUACUUGUGGGCUCUAUUGUCCGUUGCCGCCGCCGUCCUCUGCUGCUCGGGCUUCUAUCUUCCCUUCUGGGUUCAGGGCAGGAUACUGGGGAGGGUGGAUGCAUACUUUAACAGCUUCCGCCGCUGCAACUACCCCAAGCUCGGCCCGCAGGGAGUCGUGGAAAUCGUGAUGCAGUGUGCCCGAUACUCCAGGUGGAGAGAUAUCCCGAGUGGCUGGUGGCAGAUCAGCACAGUCCUGCUGUCUCUAGCUUGUGUCCUCACUAUCAUAGUGGCAGUGAUGGCAAUGUCUGCCUGCUGUAUAGACUACGUCAUUCACACAGCCACAGCGAGAACGGCAGGCAAUCUACAACUGCUAGCGGGCGUACUUGUAUGUAGUGGUCUGAUGAUCUACCCUCUCGGCUGGGACAACAGAGAGGUUAGAGACUGUUGUGGCAGCUCCGCCCAUGUCUAUACCCUUGGCAACUGUAGACUGUCGUGGUCGCUGUACCUGUUGGCUGCUGCAGUGGCUGUGCUGUUCACCUGCUUCGUCCUUAGUCCUUCUAUCUCCAGGGUCAACUACUGCUGUUAUCGCUCAUUUUUAUUCAAUAAGUGGAUAAUGUCCAUAUACUGUCGUGGUCGCUGUACCUGUUGGCUGCUGCAGUGGCUGUGCUGCUCACCUGUUUCGUCCUUAGUCCUUCAAUCUCCAGGGUCAACUACUGCUGUUAUCGCUCAUGACACUGACUCCUGGUGGACUCUCCCUCCAGGCGCUUCUUGGAGACCUCCACCCAGCUGUAGCGGAGCGCCGCCCUUCUUGCUCAACGCCAGAGACUGUCUAGCAGACCAAGCCAGAUUGGUGGAUCAACAUAACUACAACACCCGACACAGACACAACUUUCAACUACAGGCACAUCGACUCAGCUUGUAUGAAAAGAAGCCUUCUUAUCGAGGUGCUGCCUUCUUUAACCGGCUACCAGAAGACCUACAGAAACUACAGGAUAAACAGUUCAAGAAAGCACUCUCAGACUGGCUCUUAGACCGAUCCAUAUACACCAUACAGGAGUUUCAGGACUGGAGGAGUCUAUAG